AUGUCUGAAUCGGCUGCAGAACGCAAGGCUCGGUUGAAGGCCAUGCGAGAGGCUGCAGAGAAGGAGGGAGACCUGGGAGAGGAGGGGCCGACGAGCACAGCAGAGGCAGGGGAUGGCACCCCGGAAGCCGCGCCGUCCACCUCAGCAUACCCCGUCCUCAAAUUCCGAAAUUAUAACGUCAAGGAUGCCGAGUCCAUCCAGCACGUCAAGGUGGAGGCUGCCAAGGUACCAGAGGUGGAGGAGAUCGUGGCAGACCCCGAGGCGGUGAUGGGCAACGACCCAGAGGAGGUGCUGAUCAACGUGGCCCCCAAGAAGGCCAACUGGGAGCUUCGAAGAGCCAUCGCCCCGCAGCUCGCCAAGCUCGACCGGCGGACUCAGGAAGCCAUGAUCACACUCAUGAAGGCCGAGCAAGCCAGCGCUGCUGCGGUUUGA
This is a messenger RNA of Auxenochlorella protothecoides, 432 nucleotides long. RefSeq names its product Coiled-coil domain-containing protein 12. The transcript is spliced from 3 exons. The coding region runs from base 1 to 432 and encodes 143 amino acids. NCBI's taxonomy places the organism in Eukaryota, Viridiplantae, Chlorophyta, Trebouxiophyceae, Chlorellales, Chlorellaceae. The record is from RefSeq and is a predicted model, not a curated record. Gene Ontology annotation, cellular component: post-mRNA release spliceosomal complex; U2-type spliceosomal complex.